AAGGCCCACCAUCCUUUCCAUCAGGGCCGCUUGGAAACACCAUUAUUGACAGGAUGCUUUGACAAGGAGACGCGAUGCCGCCGAAAGCGGGAAGACUUUAACCAGCGCUACGCAGAUGUGCCAUUCCUUCACCUGUAGGAGAGGAGAGUGCAUCGCUCACAAACCAGAGCCCCCCAAGCGAGCCCCCUGGGAUCCUGCUUCCUACUCCAGCCACCAUGCAGAACAGUCACAGCGGCGUCAAUCAGCUCGGCGGCGUGUUCGUGAACGGUCGGCCGCUGCCCGAUUCCACCCGGCAGAAAAUCGUGGAGCUCGCCCAUAGCGGGGCUCGGCCGUGCGACAUCUCCCGAAUCCUGCAGACCCAUGCAGAUGCAAAAGUCCAAGUGCUGGACAAUCAAAACGUAUCGAAUGGCUGUGUGAGUAAAAUUCUGGGCAGGUAUUACGAAACUGGCUCCAUCCGACCGCGGGCAAUCGGAGGUAGUAAGCCGAGAGUAGCGACUCCAGAAGUUGUAAGCAAAAUAGCACAGUAUAAACGGGAGUGCCCCUCCAUCUUUGCUUGGGAGAUCCGAGACAGAUUACUAUCGGAGGGGGUCUGUACCAACGAUAAUAUACCCAGCGUCUCGUCGAUCAACAGAGUCCUCCGCAACCUGGCUAGCGAAAAGCAACAGAUGGGGGCCGACGGAAUGUAUGACAAGCUCAGGAUGCUCAAUGGGCAAACCGGGACGUGGGGGACCAGGCCCGGGUGGUACCCGGGGACAUCCGUGCCAGGGCAGCCGACGCAAGAUGGCUGCCCACAACAGGAAGGAGCGGGUGAAAACACCAACUCCAUCAGUUCAAACGGUGAAGAUUCAGAUGAGGCUCAAAUGAGACUCCAGCUGAAAAGGAAGCUGCAAAGAAAUCGGACUUCCUUUACCCAAGAACAAAUCGAAGCGCUUGAGAAAGAAUUUGAGAGAACUCAUUAUCCUGAUGUCUUUGCCAGAGAGAGACUAGCUGCCAAAAUAGACUUGCCUGAAGCAAGAAUACAGGUGUGGUUUUCCAACCGAAGGGCCAAGUGGAGACGGGAAGAGAAGCUAAGGAACCAGAGAAGACAAGCCAGUAACACCCCCAGUCAUAUUCCCAUCAGCAGUAGUUUCAGCACAAGUGUCUACCAACCAAUUCCACAACCGACGACACCUGUUUCCUCUUUCACAUCAGGUUCAAUGCUGGGCAGAACAGACACCGCGCUAACAAACACAUACAGUGCUUUGCCACCCAUGCCUAGCUUCACAAUGGCUAACAACCUGCCUAUGCAACCCCCAGUACCCAGCCAGACUUCCUCCUACUCUUGCAUGCUGCCCACAAGUCCGUCAGUAAAUGGGAGGAGCUAUGAUACAUACACCCCUCCUCACAUGCAGACACAUAUGAACAGCCAGCCGAUGGGCACUUCUGGCACCACUUCAACAGGUCUAAUUUCUCCUGGAGUGUCAGUUCCUGUUCAAGUUCCCGGCAGUGAACCUGAUAUGUCUCAGUAUUGGCCAAGAUUACAGUAAACCAUGUGUUGAUUUUGUAAAUUGCUAUAUGGACAACAGUUGGAGGUUCAGCAGUCUUUUCUAAAAGAAGAAUGGCUUUCAAAGUACUUCAGCCCUGUGACUGUGCCCUAGACGUAACACAUGGAGAAAGACUUUAACAUGGACCUUUGCAUACUGAAGGCAUUAUAUCAGUUGGAACAAAUCUUCAUUUUGGUACCCAAACUUUUAUUCAUUUUGGUGUAUUAUUUGUAAAUGGGCAUUUGUAUGUUAUAAUGAGAAAAAAAAGAACAAUGUAGACUGAAUGGAUGUUUGCUUUUGUGUUGGUCAUGAAGUUGUUUUUUUAAAAAAAGGAAGCCAUGAUCAACAAGCUUUGCCACGAUUUAAGAGUUUUAUCAAGCUAUAUCGAAUACUUCUACCAAUCUGUUCAUAGAUUUCAGACUGAUGCUCCAAGUUUGUAUCAUUCCAUUGCAUAUAAUUCAACCUGGAACAAUACGCACUAGAUUUCUGUAAGAAAAAUAUCUGUUGGGAUUUCCAAAGGUUAUUAACAGAUGACACUUACAUGCAAACAAGGGUGAAGAGAGAACUUCAAAGAAGAAAAGUUUGAUAGGGAAAGGGUAGAUUGUGUCUUCGAUAUAAUCCAAUUUGUUUUAUGUCAAAAUGUAAGUAUUUGUCUUCCCUAGAAAUCUCCCAGAAUGAUUUCUAUAAUAAAGUUAAUUUCAUUUA
Sceloporus undulatus (fence lizard) is the source of this 2228-nucleotide messenger RNA. RefSeq names its product paired box 6 (gene PAX6). Gene Ontology annotation, molecular function: RNA polymerase II cis-regulatory region sequence-specific DNA binding; DNA-binding transcription factor activity, RNA polymerase II-specific. Gene Ontology annotation, biological process: regulation of transcription by RNA polymerase II; anatomical structure development. Lineage: Eukaryota; Metazoa; Chordata; Lepidosauria; Squamata; Phrynosomatidae. The transcript is spliced from 13 exons. The record is from RefSeq and is a predicted model, not a curated record. Bases 216 to 1526 code for a protein of 436 amino acids.